Molecule: messenger RNA, 504 nt
Organism: Telopea speciosissima
Lineage: Eukaryota; Viridiplantae; Streptophyta; Magnoliopsida; Proteales; Proteaceae
Product: copper transporter 6-like
Exons: 1
Coding region: 1-480 (159 amino acids)
Biological process (GO): intracellular copper ion homeostasis; copper ion transmembrane transport
Cellular component (GO): plasma membrane
Molecular function (GO): copper ion transmembrane transporter activity
Source: RefSeq, a predicted model, not a curated record
AUGGAGAUGGCAGGAGGUGCCAUGAUGCCCGGAGGAAUGAUGCCAUCCCCGGCGAUGCCGGCAUCCAACGGUACCGCUAUGCAGAAUAUGAUGAUGAUGCAUAUGACCUUCUUCUGGGGUAAGAAUGCACAGAUUCUCUUCUCAGGCUGGCCAGGAAGCAAUACAGGGAUGUACGUACUGGCCUUAAUCGUAGUGUUUGUGUUAGCAGUGCUGGUGGAGUGGCUUUCCCAUUGCCAACUGAUAAAAUCGACCAACCAUGUGGUGGUAGGGUUGCUGCAGACGCUUAUGCAUACCGUCCGUAUGGGACUAGCUUACCUGGUGAUGCUUGCUCUUAUGUCAUUCAAUGUUGGUGUAUUCCUCGUUGCCAUUGCUGGCCAUGCACUUGGCUUCUUGCUUUUUGGCAGCAUGGUUUUUAGAGCUGACCAGAUGCCCAUGCCUAUCAAUCAGAAACCCUCUGAUCUUCCUCCCAUGAAGUGCUGAUUAAUGGAAUGUUUGAUACCAUUC